UUUCAACAAAUUCUAAUUUAUCUGCAAUCUGAAAACCCUAGCUGCUUUUCAUCAUUUUCCCCUUUAAUCAAAGAAGAGCAAGCAUAGCGUUGAGACAGAAAGCCCAAACGCUCCGCCGAAAAAUGGCAUCCUCCGCCGCUGCCAGGGUUACGGUAUUCACCUCAACUCCUGAUUACUGCUCUCGUAAGGCUCACAGAGCCUUCCACCAUGUGGGCCCUGUUCCGAACAUUUCCGCCCUUUUCAGGAGUCGAGGCACCAGUGGCAUCGUCAUCUCCACACGUUCUUCAUCCUCACUUCUGACUGCUGCAAUGACCACGGAGGCUUCUGCAAAGGUCAUUGAUGGAAAAUCAGUUGCCAAAGAAAUUAGAGAUGAAAUAGAUGUUGAAAUAUCAAGGAUGAAAGACUCUAUAGGUGUUGUUCCUGGAUUGGCAGUCAUUCUUGUUGGGGAUAGGAAGGAUUCUGCAACUUAUGUUCGCAACAAGAAGAAAUCAUGUGAAUCUGUUGGGAUCAAUUCAUAUGAAGUGCGUUUGCCUGAAGAUUCUUCUGAACAAGAAGUGCUUGAGCAUAUCUCACGCUUCAAUGAUGAUCCAUCUGUACAUGGCAUCCUUGUCCAGUUACCUCUUCCUUCUCAUAUGAAUGAACAGAAUGUCUUAAAUGCUGUUUGUAUUGAAAAAGAUGUCGAUGGAUUCCACCCACUGAAUAUUGGUCGUCUGGCCAUGAGAGAUAGAGAACCAUUAUUUGUUCCGUGUACACCAAAAGGAUGCAUAGAGUUGUUGCACAGAUAUGGUGUUGAUAUCAAGGGACAGAGGGCUGUUGUUAUUGGCAGGAGUAACAUCGUUGGAAUGCCUGCUGCCCUGCUGUUGCAAAGGGAAGAUGCUACAGUCAGUAUUGUCCAUUCAAGAACAAAGAAUCCUGAGAAGAUCACGAGAGAAGCAGAUAUCAUUAUUUCAGCAGUUGGCCAGCCAAACAUGGUGAAGGGUAGCUGGAUCAAGCCCGGCUCUGUAGUUAUUGAUGUUGGUAUUAAUCCUGUCGAGGAUGCUAAAAGCCCUCGAGGCUAUCGACUAGUUGGAGAUGUUUGUUAUGAGGAAGCAAGCAAGAUUGCUUCAGCCAUCACCCCUGUUCCCGGAGGAGUGGGGCCCAUGACAAUAGCCAUGCUUCUUUCAAAUACUCUGAUCUCAGCAAAGAGGAUUAACAAUUUCAAGUAGAUCUCUUCAACCUAAUAAGCCUGCCUAAGGAUAAAUAAUAUUAUGAUUAAACCUAAUUGACAUGCUGUUAAGCUUCACCUGUUUCCUCUGUUGAAAAUGAGGAGCGUCUUUAUAAGAGACUCAAGCGUCCAAGUUGGUUGGAUUUUCGGCACGAUAAAUGGUUUUGACUAGUGAUGGUUGUGAGAUGGACCUAUUGAGAAUCUGCAUAGGAAGCUUUGUGCUCUCACAGUAAUAGUAUACUGUUAGCCCAAUAUUUGCAGGCAUCGAACAUUCAUUUUUAUUUAUUUAUUUAUUGUGGUGUAAAUAUUGAGGCUUAGUGUUCACAUCCUUUAUAUUAAUUAUGUUUAGAGAUUUCACAUUAUUCGGGAAAAAAUUGGAUAAACUGUUGGCACUGAUUCUACAUUUUGAGAAAGAAGCUCGACAUCUACAUGAGAGAAGCAGUAGACCUCUUUCAGGUAUUCAUUACGUAUUCUAUGUAGAGUUGACAAUAAUCUCACAUUGGCACGAGCAUUGGAAAUCGCAUGAAAAUGUUAAGGUCAAGUUUAUGAAGAGGAAUAAUCAAAGUUCUUAUA
Molecule: messenger RNA, 1777 nt
Organism: Olea europaea var. sylvestris
Lineage: Eukaryota; Viridiplantae; Streptophyta; Magnoliopsida; Lamiales; Oleaceae
Product: bifunctional protein FolD 4, chloroplastic
Exons: 5
Coding region: 123-1205 (360 amino acids)
Biological process (GO): tetrahydrofolate interconversion
Cellular component (GO): cytosol
Molecular function (GO): methenyltetrahydrofolate cyclohydrolase activity; methylenetetrahydrofolate dehydrogenase (NADP+) activity
Source: RefSeq, a predicted model, not a curated record